Saccoglossus kowalevskii is the source of this 5595-nucleotide messenger RNA. RefSeq lists its product as uncharacterized. The record is from RefSeq and is a predicted model, not a curated record. Lineage: Eukaryota; Metazoa; Hemichordata; Enteropneusta; Harrimaniidae.
AUGGCGUCGAAUCCAAAUCUGAAAGCCAAUGGUUCGAGUUGUCGGCCCCAGACUACAGGAAAAAGUGGCAAUGUGCGCCAGAAAGUUCCUGGGACCCCUCAACAAAUCUUAACUGACUAUCAGCAGCAGCAGCAACAACAACAGCAGCAGCAACAGCCUCAACAACAACAACAACAACAGCAACAACAACAACAACAACAGUCUUCUAGUCAAGUUAUGCAACUAAUGAUGGUACUUCAGCAGCAGUUCAAUUCACAGUUACAUGACUUAAUAGAAAAGCAAAAACGAGAAGCUAUCACUGCAAACUCUCAACCUUCUGCGACUGUUGCUGCACACUCACAAUCUGCUGUUGUUGCUGCAUAUUCACAACCAACAAACCCUUUUAGCUCACCUCCAACAAAUCCUGUUAUAUCAAUGCAGACACAUUCUGAUAAUAUUAGACAUAUGUUGAGGGUAGUUGAAGGUUCUCUGCAGUCUGCAAGUGGUGAUUCUACAAAAUAUGCUCAUUUGAAAGACAUUCAGGCAAAAUUAUCACAAGACAUUCUACUGUGUAAGCGAGAUGAACUGCUGAGUGUUUCUCCCCCACCACCACCACCUCCACCAGGUCGUCCAUCUAAUCCAUUACCUGAUAUGGUUUACUACAAUCAUUUAAUAACUAAAUAUCCGACAUAUCAAGCUGCAUCUCUACAAUCUAUUGUAAACCAAUCACAGAAGAGUCCACAACAAUCAGAGUUUGUAGAGGGCAUUGUGGAUUAUACUGGUACUCAAUCAGAUCCUAUGAAACUGACAUCUGAUAAUAAUAGUAAAAGAAUCCACCAAGAGGGGUCAUCCUUAUAUCAGAGAACAAAAAGAAGUAUUUUGGAAUCUGGCAAUAUUUCUCCUGAUGAAAAUGCUAAGAAGAUAAAGCCAGUUCUUCAAGGUGUGAAUCCUAUUCCCACAUUUGGGCAAAGUCAGGAAUGUUAUAAUCACAUAGAUCCUCCUGGUCCUGGUCCUGGUCCUUGCCCAAGAGAAGUGAAUGUGAGACUUCAAGAGAAACAUCUACAGCUCAGAGAAUCGAAUGAACCUCCUGGUCCUCCCCCAAGGGAAUGGGAUGCCAGACAUCUAGAUGAACCUCCUGGUCUUCAUCCAAGGGAAUGGGAUGAUAGACAUCUAGAUGAACCUCCUGGUCCUCACCCAAAGGGAUGGCAUGCCAGACAUGGAGAUGAACCUCCUGGUCCUCCUCCAAGGGAAUGGGAUGCCAGACAUGGAGAUGAACCUCCUGGUCCUCACCCAAGGGAAUGGGAUGCCAGACAUCUAGAUGAACCUCCUGGUCCUCACCCAAAGGGAUGGCAUGCCAGACAUCGAGAUGAACCUCCUGGUCCUCCCCCAAAGAAAUGGGAUGCUAGACAUCUAGAUGAGCCUCCUGGUCUUCAUCCAAGGGAAUGGGAUGCCAGACAUCUAGAUGAACCUCCUGGUCCUCACCCAAAGGGAUGGCAUGCCAGACAUGGAGAUGAACCUCCUGGUCCUCCUCCAAGGGAAUGGGAUGCCAGACAUGGAGAUGAACCUCCUGGUCCUCGCCCAAGGGAAUGGAAUGCCAUACAUCGAGAUGAACCUCCUGGUCCUCGACCAAGAGCAUGGAAUGAUAGACAUCACAAUAGACCACCUGGACCUCACCCAAGAGAAUGGGAUGACAGGCAUCAAAAUGUACCUCAUAGUCUUCACCCAAGGGAAUGGGAUGGCAGACAUCGAGAUGAACCUCCUGGUCCUCCUCCAAGGGAAUGGGAUGCCAUACAUCGAGAUGAACCUCCUGGUCCUCCCCCAAAGGAAUGGGUUGCCAGACAUCAAGAUGAACCUCUUGGUCCUCACCCAAGGGAAUGGGAUAUCAGACAUCACGAUGAACGUCCUGGUCCUCACAUAAGGGAAUGGGAUGGCAGAUAUCAAGAUGAACCUCCUGGUCCGCGCUUAAAAGAAUGGGAUGACAGACAUCACGAUAGACCACCUGGAACUCACCCAAGAGAAUGGAAUGAUAUGCAUCAAGACAAACCUCCUGGUCCUCACCCAAGGGAAUGGGUUGUCAGAAAUCGAGAUAAGUCUCCUGGUCCUCACCCAAGGAAAUGGGAUGACAUGCGUCAAGACAAACCUCUUGGUCCUCACCUAAGGGAAUGGGAUGUCAGAAAUCGAGAUGAGCCUCCUGGUUCUCACCCAAGGGAAUGGGAUGACAUGCGUCAAGACAAACCUCCUGGUCCUCACCCAAGGGAAUGGGAUGCCAGAAAAAGAGAUGAGCCUCCUGGUCCUCACCUAAGGGAAUGGGAUGACAUGCGUCAAGAUGAACCUCCUGGCUCUCACCCAAGGGAAUGGGAUAGCAGACAUCAAGAUGAACCUCCUGGUCCUCACCCAAGGAAAUGGGAUGACAUGCGUCAAGACAAACCUCUUGGUUCUCACCUAAGGGAAUGGGAUGUCAGAAAUCGAGAUGAGCCUCCUGGUUCUCACCCAAGGGAAUGGGAUGACAUGCGUCAAGACAAACCUUCUGGUCCUCACCCAAGGGAAUGGGAUGUCAAAAAAAGAGAUGAGCCUCCUGGUCCUCACCCAAGGGAAUGGGAUGUCAGAAAUCGAAAUGAGCCUCCUGGUCCUUACCCAAGGGAAUGGGAUGACAUGCGUCAAGAUGAACCUCCUGGUCCUCACCCAAGGGAAUGGGAUAGCAGACAUCAUGAUGAACCUCCUGGUCCUCACCCAAGGGAAUGGGUUGUCAGAAAUCGAGAUGAUCCUCCUGGUUCUCACCCAGGGGAAUGGGAUGCCAGACAUAAAGAUGAACCUCCUGGUCCACAGCCAAGAGAAUGGGAUGCCAGAUAUCCGGAUAAUUCUCUUGGCCCUCCCCCAAGAGAAUGGCAUGACAGACAUCAAAAUGAACCUCCUGGUUUUCUCCCAAGAAAAUGGGAUGGCAGAUAUCGAGAUGAACCUCUAGGUUUUCACCCAAGACACUUGGAGAGACAACGAAUAAGAAAUUCAUUCCAACGAGGGCGAGAUGAAGGAUAUUGGGAUACACCAGAAGAAAAAAGAAAGCAAGCAUGGGAAUCUUACUGGGCAGCGAAAGAGGCUGAUAGGCAGAAAGCUUGGAAAAUGUACUAUGAAAAAAUGGACAGGGAGGAUUGGCGUAAAUGGCACGAAAAACAAAACUAUGGACAAAGGGUUGAUAUCCCAGAUUGGCAUGGUACAGACGAGGAAUGGAGAGCAUUAUGUGAAGAAGAUAGAGAUGAUAUUAGAUACAGAGCCUACCUGGCAGAGUGGAAAGAAUGGCAUAGGCGAGAGGCAUGGAGAAAAUAUGAAGAAUGGAAGUCUCAAGAUGAUGAAGAAGAGAGGAUUUGGAGAGAAGCCUGGAGAAAGUACUAUGAGAAUAAUGAUAGACGAAAAGCUGGAUAUUUGGGAUGGCAACAGACUGAUGGGAUAUAUGAAAAUGAUUAUCAGUUAAUCAGGCAGAACAGACUUGUCUCAAAAACACCACAAAGAGCCUUAGAUGUUAGAAAUAUAGUGACUGAUUCUGAAAAAGGCUCAAAGAUUCAGGAGCCUGUUGCUGGAAGUGUGUUGCCUGAAUUCGACAGUCCAAUUAUUGCCUUGGAUACAAAUUGCUGGUUCUGCAGAGCUUGUAAUAAGACAUUCAGUACAUUUUUAAAAUUGAAAAUUCAUGCAAACAGUGCAACACAUGUGAUGAUGACAUCACAAAAAAAGGAUACCAUAACAACUCCAGUUGAUGAGGUGGAAAAGACAUUACAAACAGAUUACUCGAUACCUCAGAGACUUUCAUUGAAGUACACAGCACUGGAUGAUGAAGAAACAUACUUCUGUCUUGUGUGUAACACACCAUCAAUUAAAGAUAAGGAUAAAGAGAAUCAAUUGAUUUUAAAUAUGACAUCCUCUAAUGUCUGGGAUUGUUCUGUAUGUAAUGAGAAGGUGUUUUCUGCAUUUAUUAAGCAUAUACACGAGUCUAUAAAACACAGGAUUAAUAAAUUUAUCUUGGAAGAACUUGUCAAAACUCUGCAAAUUUUCAAAUCUGAAAAAUAUCUGAAACGAGUGAGAGAAGCCAGUAUUAUCUCAAGAAAUGCAUUUCAUGAUGGACAAGAGAUAAACAGAUUGCAUGAAAUAGAUACAAGUGACAGUGACUAUUCUGAUUCUGAUAUUAUAUCCACAAUUAUGAAAAAACCAUCACCAAUACAAGAAGAUGGUGUAAACAAGUCUGAUAUUUCUGAGGUUCAAGAAAAAUCUACUAGCCAACAAUCUACAGUUGUCACACUUGAAAAUAAAUCUGCAGUCUCCAUGAAAACCAGAAUGAAUGAAUGCUACUUGGCCAUUAACAAUUCAGAUAUCUCUAAGGAAGGGAAAAAAGUCGCAGAGAUAAAAUCUUUUAAGAGUGAGUGUCAGCAGGAAGAUGCUGAUAUCUUAGGACCAAGUGACUCAUCUGUCUUUACUUUAAACACAAUAGAUUGGUUAGCAGAAGCUGAAGGAACCAACAGUCAUGAGAAUGUUACUGAACAAACCAUUGAUGUUAAAUUGUGCAAUUUAGGUGAGAAUGAUAACACAGUUCAUCCGAAUAAAUCACAAACAGGAGCUAUGAACAAUGAAAUACCACUCACAACUGAUAAAUCAUCCAUGAAAACAGGAACUGUGAAAAAAAGGAUGCCACUCAGAAAGCCAAUGAUAAAACUUGUAUUUAAAAAAGACUCAACAGAUGAUGAAGCCAAACACAUCAAUCAGGAAGAAUUAAGGAGUAAUUCUGCUAAGAUUGUAGGUAUGCUGAGUGAACAUGAAGGUACAAGUAAUACUAAGGACAGUGAUGAAAAAAUAAACAAGGCUCUAGAGGAAGUGAGGUCUGGAAGUGUGCAAGUACAAGAAGGUAAAAUUGUUGAGGAAUUAGAAAAAGACAUUUCAUCAGUUACAUCUGUAAUACAAAGUGAUGUAAAACUAGAGAGGACAGAUGAAAAGAUACCUACUGAGGUAGACAUAGAAAAGACAAAUGAAAAACUAUCAAAUGAUGAAUUAGAAAAAGACAUUUCAUCAAUUACCUCUGUAAGACAAAGUGAUGUAAAACUAGAGAGGACAGAUGAAAAGAUACCUUUUGAGGUAGACAUAGAAAAGACAAAUGAAAAACUAUCAAAUGAUGAAUUAGAAAAAGACAUUUCAUCAAUUACCUCUGUAAGACAAAGCGAUGUAAAACUAGAGAGGACAGAUGAAAAGAUACCUACUGAGGUAGACAUAGAAAAGACAAAUGAAAAACUAUCAAAUGAUGAAUUAGAAAAAGACAUUUCAUCAAUUACCUCUGUAAGACAAAGCGAUGUAAAACUAGAGAGAACAGAUGAAAAAAUAACAAUUUUUGGAGUUUUAGAAAGAACAGAGGAAAAGCUACCAUGUUCAGCUCAGAAGAAUGUCGAUGAGCAACCUGACAUUAGAGGACAGAGACAAACAUCAAAUGAAAGUUCAGUUAUAGAACUAGCUGAGAAGGUUCAUGUGGUACAAAGAUCUUCAAGAAGACAACAAAACCAACAGCAAGAGACUGAGACACUUGGUAGAGAACCAGUAAUAUCAUGUUCAAGGGGGUGGAGGGCAAGAGGCCACAAAAGAAAAUAA